Molecule: messenger RNA, 1221 nt
Organism: Notodromas monacha
Lineage: Eukaryota; Metazoa; Arthropoda; Ostracoda; Podocopida; Cyprididae
Source: the annotation of a GenBank genome assembly
AUGCCGUUGGCGACAUCUAUGCAUUUCGCCCGCCUCGCCGGGUACGAGAAUUGCCCACUGAAAAAACGUCCGUAUCGCCUGAUAUGUGAUACGUUUCCUGAAGAUGUUGACGAACCACAGAAUUUGUCACUCAAGAAAGAAUACCGUUCCGACGAAGACGAAACGUGUUCCGUGCGAGAAUACCGGGACUCGGACGAGGAGAACAAGGACGUGUUCCCCGCGGAUUUGCGGCUCAAGACCAACAACAAUAAGGAAUUCACCGGCAGUCAUCGGUCGAAUCAUCUUCCUUUCGGCCGCCACUUGAACGCCACGGCGACUGCUGCAGCAGUGGCGGCGCCAGUCGACUUCUCCAAGCCGAAAAUCGCGUGUCCGGUCCCCGUGCCAAUGCCGCCCUUUGCCCCCGAGUUCCUGGACCGCAUUUCCCUCCUGCGCCACCCGACCUUCGACAUGUACACUCAGUUGUAUCAUAAUCCGGCUGCGGAAAGAGUGGCAGGCAGCGUCAUCUACCCGGAGCGGAAUUACGAUAUGCACAGAGGUGGCGUCCAUGCUGUCAAUAAGCUCGAACGCUCAGCACCACCGACCUACGACGGGUUCCACGUGGCGGCCGCCGCCACCAACGGCGGCUGUUACGCAGAAAGCUGCUCACCCCCUGACUUCGUAUCCCCGGGACGCCCCGAGUCCGCCUUCACCCCGUUCUCCCCUGCCAGCGGCGCCACCAGUUGCGAAUCCUCCGACGAGUCCACCAAGUCCAAGCGGUUCACCUGCGACAUCUGUGCCAAGUCCUACUCAACGCUCAACGGUCUCGCGAAGCACAAAUCCCUGCAUUGCGACCCUGCCUCCUUUUCCCCGUCGCCCAUCACCACUACCAUCGAUCCCUCGACGCAGGCCAAGAACUUUUCCUGCAAGUUCUGCGAGAAGGCGUACGUGAGCCUCGGGGCACUCAAGAUGCACAUCCGGACGCACACGCUGCCGUGCAAGUGCGACCUCUGUGGGAAAGCCUUUUCCCGACCCUGGUUGUUGCAGGGCCACUUGAGAACGCAUACGGGCGAGAAGCCGUUUUCUUGCUCUCAAUGCGGUCGGGCAUUCGCAGACCGGUCGAAUCUAAGAGCGCAUCUCCAAACCCACGAAGAAGUGAAAAAGUACUCUUGCUCUUCCUGCGGGAAAACGUUUUCCAGGAUGUCGCUGCUCAACAAGCACACGGCUGGUGGUUGCCAACCGUGA